This is a messenger RNA of Didymosphaeria variabile, 1191 nucleotides long. RefSeq lists its product as uncharacterized. The transcript has a single exon. Gene Ontology annotation, molecular function: protein kinase activity; ATP binding. The record is from RefSeq and is a predicted model, not a curated record. Gene Ontology annotation, biological process: protein phosphorylation. NCBI's taxonomy places the organism in Eukaryota, Fungi, Ascomycota, Dothideomycetes, Pleosporales, Didymosphaeriaceae. Bases 1 to 1191 code for a protein of 396 amino acids.
AUGACCAGCCUCGACUUCUCAGACAGCUCAACCUCCACUACCACCGGUCCUCCGGAGCAUGUUACAAGACGCUACUCUGCUCCCGAAGCCUUUGAUCACGAGCCUCGAAAUCGACUUACCGAUAUCUGGAGCUUAGGUUGCGUACUCUUUGAAAUCUUAGGUCGGCUGUACGGGUACAAGCUGAGCGAGAUGAAAGAAUUCUGGCGCUCAAACAACACUCGCUACGACAGCUUCGCAGAAAAUCCAGACGCUACUGCCUCAUGGUUAGAUAUAGUUACUCAGAAUGAACCGAAGGCACAGCAUGGAUACAUUCGAAGGCGCUUGUGGAUGAUCUCCUUCAUAUAUCAUGUACUUCUCCAGCCGAACAGGCUACUACGCCCUACUGCACUGCAGGUAAUGGAAAGACUGCAGGAUUUAGAUGCUGCGUUUCCCGUCAACGUAUCGCAGUCUUGGGUUGGAGCAUGCUGCGCCACCCGAUUAGGCUCAUCAGCAUCGUCGAUCACAUUAAGCCAGGACGUACCGCAAUGGCCUAUGCUGGACCUGGUGAUGACGGACAACCAUUUGGCCUAUCUAUGCCUUAAUGUGGACCUAGAACCGUUCGCCAUGAGCAGUAACCUCUCCUUCUUGGACGAUGUGAACGGACCUGGGAUACGCAAACUUGAACAUCUUUUCACCGCUGGACCCUCUUUAGAGCACAUCCAGCGUGAAGCGCGCGCAAUUGAGAAAACCGUCAAUCCUGGGGACCAAAGACCUAUGGACCCUGACACGAUUUUUGAACACACGAUGAGCAGCAUAUUUACUUGCCUGCUUCAAGAGACAACUUUCUGGGUAGACUUCUUUGAUGUUAAGCUACAGAACGAUGUAAUCCCCCGUAUACGCACCGUACAGAUCAGUCUGCAUACCUGGGUCAUGGAACGCCAGCCGGGCUACGGCGCCCCGUUCAUUGUCAUGACAUUCGACCCCAACGAAGGUGAAGUAACCCGAUCCUUUGAUCCCGCGCAGGGUAUAAUCGCGGAUUUCUCCUACCGGGAGGGUAGAGAUGUCUGGACGGAUGGCCUAAGCAUUGCGCCUAUCCUGUUUCAAGGAGCGAACACGGUGAGAUAUGCCAGGUUUGUUGCACUUGUAUCGAAACGGCGAAGGGAUUACAACAGACUUGUAAGCUGGACACGUGCUAUAUCACGAUUCGGAUAA